Molecule: messenger RNA, 940 nt
Organism: Aegilops tauschii subsp. strangulata
Lineage: Eukaryota; Viridiplantae; Streptophyta; Magnoliopsida; Poales; Poaceae
Product: vesicle transport v-SNARE 11-like
Biological process (GO): vesicle fusion; intracellular protein transport; vesicle-mediated transport
Cellular component (GO): endoplasmic reticulum membrane; SNARE complex; ER to Golgi transport vesicle membrane
Molecular function (GO): SNARE binding; SNAP receptor activity
Source: RefSeq, a predicted model, not a curated record
AUCGGAACGAGGAAGACUUUGAGAGGUUUGGCCGGCCGGCGAUCAGGCUCAUCGACCAUGACCGAUGUAUUCCAGGGCUACGAGCGCCAGUACUGCGAGAUCUCGGCCUCCCUCUCCCGCAAAUGCACGGCCGCCGCCUCCCAGGAGGGAGAGAAACUGAAGCAGAAGGCCUCGAAGAUCAAAUCCAGCAUCGAUGGCCCCGAGGCACUGAUAAGGAAGAUGGAUCUUGAAGCAAGGAACCUCCAGCCGAGCCUGAGGGCCGGGCAACUGGCGAAACUGAGAGAGUACAAGUCGGAUCUUAACAAUCUGAAGGGGGUGUUGAAGAGAAUCACUGCUGGUAAUGGCCAACAAGGGGCGAGAGAGGAGUUGCUGGAGUCAGGAAUGGCAGAUAUGUUGGUGGUAUCUGCUGAUCAAAGGUCAAGAUUGCUCAGGACAACGGAAAGGCAAAAUCAGACAACUGAUAGGAUCAGAGAUAGCCAUAGAACUAUGCUGGAAACAGAAGAGCUUGGAGUCUCCAUCAUGCAUGACUUGCAUCAGCAGCGCCAGUCUCUUUUGCAUGCUAAUGAUACGUUGCAUGACGUGGAUGACAACAUUGGCAAGAGCAGAAAGAUCAUGGGGGCCAUGGUGAGAAGGAUGGAUAGGAACAAGUGGAUUAUCGGCUUGCUGAUAGCCCUUCUUGUUUUAGCGAUCCUAGUAGUCCUGUAUUUCAAGUUUCUGCACUGAGGGAUUCCUUGCCAUUACCAUAUGACUGCAGUUUUCUAUGCCAACUACCUUUACAUUUUUUGUGUGUUUCACACUUUCCAUGUCAUUUUUUUGGUUUGGUUUUGCAGAACCAUUUAAUGUGGCCGUGUUUAUUGUUUUUCCUAUAAAAAAUGUUAGAUGAUUUGACAUCUUUGUAGAUAUAAAGCAGAUGUUUAUGAUGGAUAUACACAAUUCAUGA